AAAAAAGAAGAAAAAUUGGAAACUAAAUGGCUAGAAAUUGUACUGGGUUUCAAAUUUUCUUCCUUUUUUCCCUUUUCCUUUUCCCCAGUUUUCUCAGCAAACAAGGAAUAGAUUUAAUGACUUUUCCCACAAUCUCAUCAUUUGCACAAUUGGGUGCCUCUCAGAUAAUUUCAGGCCUGCAGAAUUUUGAUAGAGACGAUGUUGCUUCUGUUGUUACUGCUGCAGACAAGGAUCAAGUAGAGUAGCCAUCUCAGUUCAGGGAAGGAAAAUCGAACAGUUGAGUAAAUUGGUACUAGAUUGGAAGAUUCUGUCUUGGGAUGGAGGAUUUUGUGAUUCUAUUUUGCCCUUUUUAUGUACUGCAUCAUCAACUCAUCUCAUGUUACUUACUGUUUGGUGGUGGAAUCCAGAAUUAAUUAUGAGUUUCAAUCAGUAGAGGGUAUUGGUGUUUGGUUGUCAAGAAUUUGACAAUCUUGAAGCACUCUCUUUGCAUAUGUUAACAGUUGGAUUCUGUCUGUAUAGCUUGGGGUAAAUGUUCUUGUGUGCCAUUGUUUUGGUUGAAAAGUAUGGAUUGUAUAUGUUCACUGUAGAUGAGGUUUGUUUUCUUAUGUAUCGACUUUUUUCUCUUCAGUAAUCCUUAUGUUUUUGGUUUUGGAAUUCCUGGUUAAUCAUCCUAUGAGUUAUUUGUGAAUAAUCCAUUGUAUUACACUUUCCUUGACAUUGGUCAUGCCCUUAUCAUGUUUAAUCCCAAUUACAGGGGGAGCAACUCAUGUGGAUAUCGCCUGUGACCCAGAAUUGGUGAGGCUUGUCCUAAGCUUAACUUCUCUUCCGGUAAAUUCUAACCCUUUAAACACUAAAUUCAAAAUCACUACUUCAAAUUAAAGCUAUUGUCAAUUACUUAGUAACAUGUUUGUCUGUUGCGGGUUUGUGCGUCUUCGAUGGAUCCAGCAGCAUUCCCUGCUGCUGUUGAAGCAGGAGCAGUGAUGGUGGACAUUGGAAACUAUGAUUCCUUUUAUGAGAAGGGCGUGCUUUUCUCUCCAGAGCAGAUCCUAAAACUGACAAAGGAAACUAAGAGGAUUCUCCCGUCAAUGACACUAUCAGUCACUGUGCCCCACACUCUAAGCCCCCCAGAUCAGGUUAAGCUAGCCGAGUUGUUGGAGAAGGAAGGUAUGGACAUCAUUCAGACUGAAGGAGGAAAGUGUUCUAACCCUACCAAGCCUGGUGUUCUUGGCUUGAUAGAGAAGGCAACCCCAACACUAGCAGCAGCAUAUUCUAUUUCACGGACAGUCCAGAUCCCUGUAAUGUGUUCAUCUGGGCUCAGUGCAGUUACAGCUCCAAUGGUCAUCACAGCAGAGGCAGCAGGCGUGAUAAGUAACCCUUAAAAGAGUUGCAAAACUUGAGAGAAUCGCCAUUGAUAUGUUAUUAGUACUGGGGAGAAAUGAUUUACGCUGAGGUGCAUUUUGGACACAGGGUGUGGGCUCUGCGGUUAACAGGCUCAACGAUGUGGUUGCAAUGAUCGCAGAGGUUAGAAGCAUUGCCAGUUCGUUAGGAGCAUUGGCUGAUAGACACAGGACACAUGAAGAGGAGGCUUUGAGGAGAUUGUAACAUGUAGAGUUUGAAGAGACUUGAAACCUUUGAGCUUGGCUUUAAUGGUGCAAUGAGAUGAAUCCAAGUUUCCACCGGAACAAAUAGAGAAUUAUAGAGGCA
Vitis riparia (riverbank grape) is the source of this 1704-nucleotide messenger RNA. RefSeq lists its product as uncharacterized. The record is from RefSeq and is a predicted model, not a curated record. The transcript has 6 exons. Bases 936 to 1379 code for a protein of 147 amino acids. Lineage: Eukaryota; Viridiplantae; Streptophyta; Magnoliopsida; Vitales; Vitaceae.